AUGCGUCGUCUUGGGAAGAACUCCAUCCUGUCCAAUUCGGUCAACGCCCGCACCACCAGGCCCGAGCCGCUCCCAACGCUCCCAAGCAGCAGGCCCCAUCACCGCGCGCACAAUUUCCGCCCCAGCUCCGCUUGGCAGCAGCGCCACCACGCGCCCACCGAGCCGCUCCGCCAACACGCGCUGCCGCCGCCAUCUGCCAGCUCCGCGAGCGCGCCCGCAUACCACCGCUCGCCCGCGCUCCAACCACCAGCAAGCACAACCACGCGCAGGCCGCCCACUCUGCACGCCCCAGCUCAACCGAGCCAGGCCGCACGCAGCCAAAUCGCCCUGCAGCAGAGCCCCGCCUGGCCUCAGGCCACCCGCGCCCGCACAGCAGCAGCCCCACCCCCGCUCAGGCUCAGGCCAACUCACCUGCGUCUCCUCAGCUAG
Lolium perenne is the source of this 429-nucleotide messenger RNA. The record is from RefSeq and is a predicted model, not a curated record. Lineage: Eukaryota; Viridiplantae; Streptophyta; Magnoliopsida; Poales; Poaceae.